AGGCUGUGGGUAAGACAGCUCGACAUUUCCCUGCCGUUUGGGUGUCUGCGCUGCUUGUCAGGAGGAUGGUCCAGGGGCAGACGGUUCUGGAGAGCCGGGGAAGAUGAGGGGCAUGUGGAUGAGUGCUGGCUGAGAGACCGGCGCGGCCACACCUCGGACAUGGGUUGCACCACCAGCGUGGUCCUGUUUAAAGGAAUCCGCAUGGUUUUCGAGAGGAACUGUGCUUACAUGUGCAAACAGCCAGGCGAGAGUAACGUCCUUGAAUAUACAGCCUACCCCUGGACAAAAGAGGAUUCGGAACUAUUGAUUGCCUCCUGCCUGGCGAAGCCCAAGCUGAUCGAGCCGCUGGACUAUGAGAAUGUCAUCGUGCAGAAGAAGACGCAGAUCCUCAAUGACUGCCUGCGGGAGAUGCUGCUCUUCCCCUACGACGACUUCCAGACGGCCAUUCUGAGGCGGCAGGGCCGGUACAUCUGCUCCACCGUGCCCGCCAGUGCGCAGGAGGAAGCUCAGAGCUUGUUCGUGACAGAGUGCAUCAAGACCUACAACUCGGACUGGUUCCUGGUGAGCUACAAAUAUGAAGAUUAUUCCGGCGAGUUCCGGCAGCUUCCAAACAAAGCCAUCAAAUUGGAUAAGCUCCCGGUGCACGUCUACGAAGUUGACGAGGAGGUCGACAAGGAUGAGGAUGCCGCGUCCCUCGGCUCCCAGAAGGGGGGCAUCACGAAGCACGGGUGGCUGUACAAAGGCAACAUGAACAGCGCCAUCAGUGUGACCAUGCGGUCAUUUAAAAGACGGUUCUUCCACCUGAUUCAACUUGGGGACGGAUCCUACAAUUUGAAUUUCUACAAAGAUGAGAAGAUCUCCAAAGAGCCCAAGGGCUCCAUCUUCCUGGACUCGUGCAUGGGGGUGAUCCCGAACAACAAAGUCAGGCGUUUUGCCUUCGAGCUCAAGAUGCAGGACAAAAGCAGCUACCUGCUGGCGGCGGACAGCGAGGCCGAGAUGGAGGAGUGGGUCACGGUCCUCAACAAGAUUCUCCAGCUCAACUUCGAGGCUGCCAUGCAAGAGAAGCGAAACGGGGAUGCCCACGAAGAUGAUGAGCAGAGCAAAUUGGAAGGUCCUGGUUCCGGUUUAGAUAGCUACCUGCCCGAGCUCGCCAAGAGUACCAGAGAAGCAGAAAUCAAGCUGAAAAGCGAGAGCCGUGUCAAACUCUUCUACUUGGACCCAGAUGCCCAGAAACUUGACUUCAUCCCAGCCGAGCCGGAAGUGAGGCCGUUCGAAGAGAAGUUUGGGAAACGGAUCCUCGUCAAGUGCAACGACCUGUCUUUCAACUUGCAGUGCUGCGUCGCAGAAAACGAGGAGGGACCCACCACCAAUGUGGAGCCUUUCUUUGUCACUCUCUCCCUCUUCGACAUCAAGUACAACCGGAAGAUUUCUGCUGAUUUCCAUGUGGACCUGAACCAUUUCUCAGUGAGGCAGAUGCUGGCCGCCACCCCCACGGGCCUGGUGAACGGUGGGGGGCAGAGCCCCCCAGCCCUGCAGGGCCUCCUGCACGAGGCCGCCAUGCAGUACCCGAAGCAGGGGAUAUUCUCCGUCACGUGUCCACACCCCGACAUCUUCCUCGUGGCCCGAAUCGAGAAGGUGCUUCAGGGCAGCAUCACGCAUGGCGCCGAGCCCUACAUGAAGAGCUCCGACUCCUCGAAGGUGGCUCAGAAGGUGCUGAAGAACGCCAAGCAGGCGUGCCAGCGACUGGGACAGUACCGAAUGCCCUUUGCUUGGGCGGCCAGGACCCUGUUUAAGGAUGCAUCUGGAAACCUUGACAAAAACGCCAGAUUUUCUGCUCUCUACAAGCAAGACAGCAACAAGCUCUCAAAUGAGGACAUGCUCAAGUUCCUGGCCGACUUCCGGAAGCCCGAGAAGAUGGCCAAACUCCCCGUGAUCCUGGGCAAUCUGGACAUCACCAUCGAUAACGUGUCUCCCGACUUCCCUAACCACGUCAACUCGUCCUACAUUCCCACGAAGCAGUUCGAGGCCUGUGUGAAGACCCCCAUCACGGUCGAAGUGGAGGAGUUUGUCCCCUGCAUCCCCAGGUACACGCACCCUCACAGCAUCUACAGCAACCACCUCUACGUGUAUCCCAAGUACUUGAAAUACGACAGUCAGAAGGCGUUUGCCAAGGCCAGAAAUAUUGCCGUCUGCAUCGAAUUCAAAGAUUCGGAUGAGGAAGAUGCUCAGCCCCUGAAGUGCAUUUACGGCCGGCCCGGUGGGCCCGUGUUCACGAGAAGCGCCCUGGCCGCCGUGUUACACCAUCACCAGAACCCCGAGUUCUAUGAUGAGAUCAAAAUAGAGCUGCCCACCCAGCUGCAUGAGAAACACCACCUGCUGUUCACCUUCUUCCACGUAAGCUGCGACAAUUCCAACAAAGGGAGCACCAAAAAGAAGGACGUCGUUGAAACCCAAGUUGGAUACUCCUGGCUUCCUCUCCUGAAAGACGGACGGGUGGUGACCAGUGAGCAGCACACGCCCGUCUCGGCCAACCUCCCCGCCGGCUACCUCAGCUACCAGGAGCUCGGGAUGGGCAGGCAUUGCGGCCCAGAGAUCAAAUGGGUGGACGGCAGCAAGCCUCUCCUGAAGGUGUCCACGCACCUGGUGUCCACUGUGUAUACUCAGGACCAGCAUUUACAUAAUUUCUUCCAGUACUGUCAGAAAACCGAGUCUGGAGCCCAAGCCUUGGGGAGUGAACUUGUCAAGUAUCUUAAGAGCCUACAUGCCAUGGAGGGCCAUGUGAUGAUCGCCUUCCUGCCCACCAUCCUCAACCAGCUCUUCCGCGUCCUCACCAGGGCCACCCAGGAGGAAGUGGCUGUCAACGUGACCCGGGUCAUCAUCCACGUGGUGGCACAGUGCCACGAGGAGGGGCUGGAGAGCCACUUGAGGACCUAUGUUAAGUAUGCUUAUAAAGCUGAGCCUUAUGUGGCUUCCGAGUAUAAGACUGUCCAUGAGGAGCUGACCAAGUCCAUGACCACCAUUCUCAAGCCUUCCGCCGACUUCCUCACCAGCAACAAACUGCUCAAGUAUUCCUGGUUUUUCUUCGAUGUUCUGAUCAAAUCCAUGGCCCAGCAUCUGAUAGAGAACGGCAAAGUCAAGUUACUGCGCAACCAGAGGUUUCCGGCCUCCUAUCACCACGCCGUGGAAACGGUGGUGAACAUGCUUAUGCCGCACAUCACCCAGAAGUUCCGCGAUAACCCGGAGGCAUCGAAGAAUGCCAACCACAGCUUGGCCGUCUUUAUCAAGCGAUGUUUCACCUUCAUGGACCGCGGCUUCGUCUUCAAACAGAUCAACAACUACAUCAGCUGCUUUGCGCCCGGAGACCCCAAGACCCUCUUUGAGUACAAGUUUGAGUUUCUCCGGGUGGUGUGUGACCACGAGCACUAUAUCCCUUUGAACUUGCCGAUGCCAUUUGGGAAAGGCAGGAUUCAGAGGUACCAAGCUUUUCUUUCACCAUCUGUGGAGUCUGAUGGCACUCCCGUAGACCUGCAGCUCGAUUACUCCCUGACGGACGAGUUCUGCCGGAACCACUUCCUGGUGGGGCUGCUGCUUCGGGAGGUGGGCACGGCCCUUCGGGAGAUGCGGGAGGUGCGCCUCAUCGCCAUCGGCGUGCUCAAGGGCCUGCUCAUCAAGCACUCCUUCGACGACAGAUACGGCUCCCGGAGCCACCAGGCACGGAUCGCCACACUCUACCUGCCUCUGUUUGGCCUGCUGACAGAGAAUGUCCAGCGUGUCAAUGUGCGGGAUGUGUGCCCUUUCCCCGUGAACCCCGGCAGUACGGUGAAGGAAGAAGCCCUGGGCUUGCCUGUGGUCACCCCACUGGUGACGCCGCAGAAGUCGGGAGGCACGCUGGACGCCAGCCUGCACAAGGACCUGUUCGGGGCCAUCUCUGGCAUCGCAUCCCCAUACACGGCAUCCACGCCCAACAUCCACAGCGUGCGCAAUGCUGACUCCCGGGGCUCCCUCAUCAGCACGGACUCGGGGAGCAGCCUCCCAGAGAGGGCCAGUGACAGGAGCGGCUCCCUGGACAAGCACCAACAAGGCGGCACUUUGGGGAACUCCAUGGCGCGCUGUGACAAACUGGACCAGUCUGAGAUCAAGAGCCUGCUCAUGUGCUUCCUGUACGUCUUAAAGAGCAUGUCCGACGAUGCUUUGUUUACCUACUGGAACAAGGCUUCGACCUCUGAACUUAUGGACUUCUUUACCAUAUCUGAAGUCUGCCUGCACCAGUUCCAGUACAUGGGGAAGCGCUACAUAGCCAGGACCCCGGAGGGGUUGGGAUCGCUAGUUCAUGAUCGAAACUCUCAGACCUUGCGUGUUUCCCGUAACAGAACAGGGAUGAUGCAUGCCAGAUCGCAGCCGCUGGGCAGCCUGGAUAACUCUCUCCCUUUUAACCACAGCUAUGGCCACUCGGACGCCGACGUCCUCCACCAGUCCUUCCUGGAAGCCAACCUGGCCACAGAGGUGUGUCUCACGGCCCUGGACACGCUCUCGCUCUUCACGCUGGCCUUCAAGAACCAGCUGCUGGCAGACCACGGGCACAACCCACUCAUGAAAAAGGUGUUUGACGUCUACCUGUGCUUCCUCCAAAAACACCAAUCGGAGAUGGCCCUGAAGCACGUCUUCACCGCCCUGCGCUCAUUCAUUUAUAAGUUCCCCUCCACCUUCUACGAGGGGCGCGCGGACAUGUGCGCGGCGCUCUGCUACGAGAUCCUCAAGUGCUGCAACUCCAAGCUGGGCUCCAUCCGCACCGAGGCCUCGCAGCUGCUCUACUUCCUCAUGCGCAACAACUUCGACUACACGGGCAAGAAGUCCUUCGUGCGCACGCACCUGCAGGUGAUCAUUUCCGUGAGCCAGCUGAUCGCGGACGUGGUGGGCAUCGGUGGCACCAGGUUCCAGCAGUCCUUGUCCAUCAUCAACAACUGCGCCAACAGCGACAGGCUCAUCAAGCACACCACCUUCUCCUCGGACGUCAAGGACCUGACCAAGCGCAUCCGCACGGUCCUCAUGGCCACGGCGCAGAUGAAGGAGCACGAGAACGACCCCGAGAUGCUGGUGGACCUGCAGUACAGCCUGGCCAAGUCCUACGCCAGCACGCCCGAGCUGCGGAAGACGUGGCUGGACAGCAUGGCCCGGAUCCACGUCAAGAACGGGGACCUGUCCGAGGCGGCCAUGUGCUACGUCCACGUCACCGCGCUUGUGGCAGAGUAUCUCAUGCGGAAAGGGAUGUGCCGACAGGGGUGCUCAGCCUUCAGAGUCAUCACCCCCAACAUCGAUGAGGAGGCCUCCAUGAUGGAAGACGUGGGCAUGCAGGACGUCCACUUCAAUGAGGAAGUGCUCCUGGAGCUCCUGGAACAGUGCGCGGACGGGCUGUGGAAGGCCGAGCGCUACGAGCUCAUGGCCGACAUCUACAAGCUCGUCAUCCCCAUCUACGAGAAGCGCAGGGACUUCGAGAGGCUGGCGCACCUCUAUGACACUCUACACCAGGCCUACAGCAAAGUGACCGAGGUCAUGCACUCGGGCCGGAGGCUGCUGGGCACCUACUUCCGGGUGGCCUUCUUCGGACAGCAAUACCAGUUUACAGACAGUGAAACAGAUGUGGAGGGCUUCUUUGAGGACGAGGAUGGGAAGGAGUAUAUUUACAAGGAACCCAAACUCACGCCUCUGUCGGAGAUCUCACAGCGACUCCUGAAGCUCUACUCGGCUAAGUUCGGUUCCGAAAACGUCAAGAUGAUUCAGGAUUCUGGCAAGGUCAACCCGAAGGAUCUGGAUUCCAAGUUCGCCUACAUCCAGGUGACCCACGUGACCCCUUUCUUCGACGAGAAAGAACUGCAGGAGCGGAGAACCGAGUUCGAGAGGAGCCACAACAUCCGCCGCUUCAUGUUCGAGCUGCCGUUCACGCAGGGGGGCAAGCGGCAGGGGGGCGUGGAGGAGCAGUGCAAGCGGAGGACCAUCCUCACAGCCAUCCACUGCUUCCCGUACGUGAAGAAGCGGAUCCCCGUCAUGUACCAGCACCACACAGACCUGAACCCCAUCGAGGUGGCCAUUGACGAGAUGAGCAAGAAGGUGGCCGAGCUCCGCCAGCUGUGCUCCGCGGACGAAGUGGACAUGAUCAGGCUGCAGCUGAAGCUCCAGGGUAGCGUCAGUGUGCAGGUCAAUGCGGGCCCGCUGGCGUAUGCCCGGGCUUUCCUGGACGACACUAACACCAAAAGAUACCCAGACAACAAAGUGAAGCUGCUGAAGGAAGUCUUCAGGCAGUUUGUGGAGGCCUGCGGCCAGGCCUUGGCGGUCAAUGAGCGUCUGAUCAAGGAGGACCAGGUCGAGUACCAGGAGGAGAUGAAGGCCAACUACAGGGAGAUGGCCAAGGAGCUGUCGGAGAUCAUGCGCGAGCAGAUCUGCCCUCUGGAGGAGAAGGCCAGCGUGCUGCCCAACUCCGUCCACAUCUUCAACGCCAUCAGCGGGACCCCGACCAGCACCAUGGUCCACGGCAUGACCAGCUCGUCCUCCAUCGUGUGAGCCCCUGCCGUGGGGGGCCAACUCAGGAUGAUUCC
Molecule: messenger RNA, 6590 nt
Organism: Sorex fumeus (smoky shrew)
Lineage: Eukaryota; Metazoa; Chordata; Mammalia; Eulipotyphla; Soricidae
Gene: DOCK9
Product: dedicator of cytokinesis 9
Exons: 55
Coding region: 160-6555 (2131 amino acids)
Biological process (GO): positive regulation of GTPase activity; small GTPase-mediated signal transduction
Molecular function (GO): guanyl-nucleotide exchange factor activity
Source: RefSeq, a predicted model, not a curated record